Molecule: messenger RNA, 1637 nt
Organism: Cloeon dipterum
Lineage: Eukaryota; Metazoa; Arthropoda; Insecta; Ephemeroptera; Baetidae
Product: alkaline phosphatase-like
Exons: 8
Coding region: 54-1637 (527 amino acids)
Biological process (GO): dephosphorylation
Molecular function (GO): alkaline phosphatase activity
Source: RefSeq, a predicted model, not a curated record
CUCAGAAGCUGCUUCAUUUCGCUCUUAACUGUUUAAAUUCAUACCUCUCUAAAAUGGCGUGUUACUUUGCUACUGGAAUUUUAAUUUUGAUCACAAAAGCGACUGCAAUCGAAGAUGCGGCGUUUUGGAAUAAGGUUGCCCGCCAAGAGCUUGUCACAGGGCUCCACAUGCGGCAAAAUCUCCAGAGGGCCCACAACGUGGUGCUUUUCGUGGGAGACGGCAUGGGACCGAACACUAUAACCGCUUCUCGCAUUUACAAAGAGCAACAUCGGACCACCGGCAGAAACAACCCCCAGGAGACCCCGGAAUCAAUGUUUCUGCGUUUUGAAAGGUUUCCUCAUGUAGCGCUUUUGAAGACCUACAACGUGGACAAACAGGUACCAGACUCGGCAGGCACUGCGACGGCAUUGUUUUGCGGAGUGAAAACUAACUUUAAAACUGUUGGAGUGGACGCAAACGUUAAACUAGGAGAUUGCGAAUCCUCGCUCGAUCCUGCCUUCCACGUUCAUUCCAUCUUAAAAUGGGCACAAGACGCCGGAAAACGAACAGGAUUUGUGACCAACACUCGAGUAACACACGCCACCCCCGCCGCAUUGUACGCACAUUGUGCCCAUCGAAGCUGGGAAUGCGAGUCGAAAAUGCCCCAAGGGGCAGAAAAAUGCAAGGACAUUGCUCGGCAGCUCAUUGAAGAUGAGCCUGGCAAGUCCAUUAAUGUCAUAAUGGGCGGCGGGAGACAAUGUUUGACGAGCAACAUCACCAUUACUGCUUAUGACCCGAUCGACACCUGGGCCUGCCAAAGAAAGGACGGCAGGGACCUGAUUAAUGAGUGGGAAAUCAGGAAGAAGUCCCAGGAAGACUCUUAUAAGGUCGUGUCAACCAGCAAGGGACUGGCUGAAAUCGAUUUUAGCCGCACGGACUAUCUGCUUGGCGUUUUCGCCAACGGAUUUAUGAAAUACGAUCACGAAAUCGACCCCGAGGUCACUCCAACCCUGGCGGAAAUGUCAGCGGCUGCGAUUCAAAUCUUGCAGAAGGGAGAAAAUGGAUUUGUGUUGGUGAUUGAGGGUGGAUUGAUUGAUCAAGCCCACCACCGCGGCACUGCUAGACGAGCUUUGGACGAAACGGUCGCUCUCGACAAGGCUGUCGAAGAAUCUUUGAAGAUGUUGCACCUUUCCGACACCUUGGUCAUCGUCACGGCAGACCACACUCAUUCCUUGUCGAUAAAUGGAUACCCUGAUCGCGGAUCAGAUAUUCUAGGCAUUGCCCAAAGAUCAAAAGCAGACGGAUUAAACUUCACAACUCUGACUUACGCUUCUGGCACGGAUAUUAAAUAUUUUCCGUUCAACGAAACACACGUGACUCGGACUGACCCGUCAAAGGAAGACUUGACGGACUUCAAAUACCAGCAUCAAGCGACUUUCCUUCACGACGAAGCGAAUCACGGCGGAGGAGAAGUCACGGUUUACGCAAUAGGGCCAUGGUCUCAUUUAUUUCACGCGGUGCAUGCGCAGAACUUCGUCGCACACGUCAUAGGAUAUGCAGCGAAAAUCGGAACUUAUAAGGACACAGAGAAUUGGGCAAAUUGUUACACGAGCCAACUAUCCAUGUUAAUUUUAAGCUUUGUGUCUUUACUUAUGUAA